Messenger RNA from Sorex araneus (European shrew), 1409 nucleotides. RefSeq names its product growth differentiation factor 6 (gene GDF6). Gene Ontology annotation, biological process: BMP signaling pathway; SMAD protein signal transduction. Bases 1 to 1185 code for a protein of 394 amino acids. The record is from RefSeq and is a predicted model, not a curated record. Lineage: Eukaryota; Metazoa; Chordata; Mammalia; Eulipotyphla; Soricidae. The transcript is spliced from 3 exons. Gene Ontology annotation, molecular function: growth factor activity; cytokine activity. Gene Ontology annotation, cellular component: extracellular region.
AUGGACGCCCCGCGGCUGCUGCUCCGGGCCGCCUUCGUCCUCGGCUUCCUGUGGGGUGUGCCCGGCGGUCAGCAGGCGUCCAUCCCCGCCGCGGCGUCGGGCGCCGAGCCGGGCUCGGCCAGGGGCGUGCGGGGCCGCGGGGCCGCGAGGGCGGCGCGGGCGCCCGAGUACAUGCUGGCGCUCUACCGCACCUACUCCAUCGCCGAGAAGCUGGGCAUCAACGCCAGCUUCUUCCAGGCGUCCAGGUCGGCCAACACCAUCACCAGCUUCGUCGACCGAGGGCGAGACGAUCUCUCGCUCACGCCGCUGCGGAGACAGAAGUAUUUGUUUGAUGUGUCCACGCUCUCGGACAAAGAGGAGCUGGUGGGCGCGGAGCUGCGGCUCUUCCGCCGGGCGCCCGCUGUCCCCGGGGGGCUGCCGUCCGCGCCGGGCCACGUGCAGCUGCGGCCGUGCCAGUCUCCGCGGCUGCUGGACGCGCGGACCCUGCACCCGCAGAGGGCGCCCCGGACCGGCUGGGAAGUCUUCGACGUGGGCCAGGGCCUGCGCCCCGGGCCGCGGCGGCUGUGCCUGGAGCUGCGCGCCGUCGGGGGGCCCGAGGCGGCGGCGGCGGCGGAGCCCGGCCCCGACCUGCGGAGUCUGGGCUUCGGCCGGCGCGUCCGGGCCCCGCAGGAGCGCGCGCUGCUCGUGGUCUUCACGCGCUCCCCGCGCAGGAACCUCUUCGCCGAGAUGCGCGAGCAGCCGGGCCAGGAGGCGGCGGCGGCGCCGCGCGCGGGCGUCCCGGGCUGGUGGUCCCCGGGCGCGGCGGGGAGGCGGCGGCGGCGCACGGCCCUGGCCAGCCGCCACGGCAAGCGGCACGGCAAGAAGGCGCGGCUGCGCUGCAGCAGGAAGCCCCUGCACGUGAACUUCAAGGAGCUGGGCUGGGACGACUGGAUCAUCGCGCCCCUCGAGUACGAGGCCUUCCACUGCGAGGGCGUGUGCGACUUCCCGCUGCGCUCGCACCUCGAGCCCACCAACCACGCCAUCAUCCAGACGCUCAUGAACUCCAUGGACCCCGGCGCCACCCCGCCCAGCUGCUGCGUGCCCACCAAGCUCACUCCCAUCAGCAUCCUGUACAUCGACGCGGGCAACAACGUGGUGUACAAGCAGUACGAGGAUAUGGUGGUGGAGUCGUGCGGCUGCAGGUAGCCCAGGCAGCCCGGACGCUGGGAUGAAUGGAGCCGCCCGCCCCGUCCCCACCUCCCAGCACCGUCCACAGCAUUCUCACACCUGGCCUGGUCAUCCCGGAACCAGGCAACCGAGACCAAGGAGAUUUCUUUAAUUUUCUCUCUCUCUCUGACUCUCUCUGUCUCCGUUUCUCUGUGUGACUCUCUCUGACUCUGUCCCUCUCUCUGUCUCUGUCUCUGCGUAUG